Molecule: messenger RNA, 1076 nt
Organism: Amborella trichopoda
Lineage: Eukaryota; Viridiplantae; Streptophyta; Magnoliopsida; Amborellales; Amborellaceae
Product: gamma-secretase subunit APH1-like protein
Biological process (GO): protein processing; positive regulation of catalytic activity
Cellular component (GO): membrane
Source: RefSeq, a predicted model, not a curated record
UGAGAAAGAGAUGGUGGGUUUAUGUACAGAGAGAGAGAGAAAGUGUGUAGAGAGAGAAAGUAAGGAAGAAGGGAGGGGCUUGAGGAUAGAGAUGACAUUAGCAGCAGGGGUGGGCUAUGCCCUUUUAGCCCUCGGCCCCUCUCUCUCUCUCUUCUUCACUCUCAUCUCUAAAAAACCAUUCCUCAUCCUCACUCUCCUCACCAGUUCACUAAUAUGGCUUGUUAGUUUGAUCGUGCUAUCUGCGAUAUGGAGGGGUUUCCUUCCACUCGGAUCUAAGCAAUGGGCUUUUGGAUUGCUCAUAAUUACAUCAGUUAGUUUUCAAGAAGGGCUGAGGCUUUUAUUUUGGAAAAUUUACAAGAGAUUGGAAGAUAUAUUGGAUGCUUUUGCAGAUAGGGUUUCAAAGCCUCGCCUUUUUGUAACAGACAAGAUGCAAAUUGCUCUUGCUGGUGGUCUGGGUCAUGGGGUGGCUCAUGCUGUGUUCUUCUCUCUCAGCCUUCUGACUCCUGCAUUUGGUCCAGCUACAUUUUAUGUUGAUAGAUGUGCUCAAGUGCCAUUUUUUCUCAUUUCUGCAAUUAUUUCUCUGGGGUUUGUUACAAUCCAUACCUUUUCAAUGGUGAUCGCCUUCAAUGGUUAUGCAAAAGGGAAGAAAACAGACCUGAUUUUGGUGCCUGUUAUUCAUAUGGUUGCAUCCCUAGUGACGUUAAUCAAUCUCUUGCCUCAAGGCUGCCUCAUCGGAGUUCCCCUUGUCUACUUCUUAGUCAUUUUCACAGUGUUUCAUUGUGGGAAGGUGGCAUACGAACAACUCUCUGAUAAUUCUAACAGACUGCCGGAUAGAUGAGUGUGAUUCUAUAUCUAAUUUUUGAUAGUAGUAGUUUUUUCUUCAGGUUCAACACCAAAAAUUUGAUUGAUUUCUGAUAUUCAAAGUCAGAAGCUAUUCUGAUUUGUCAUAGACAAGAAAAUUUUUGAUUGAAUGCCUUGAUAUGUGGCUGCUGAUAUUGUGGAUGUGGAUUCCUCAAUUCAUGGUGAUCUUCCAUGUAAUUUAUAGUACUUGUCAAGUCUCAGAUGGCUGUGUUUUA